Chaetomium fimeti is the source of this 1008-nucleotide messenger RNA. RefSeq lists its product as uncharacterized. The record is from RefSeq and is a predicted model, not a curated record. The transcript has 4 exons. Lineage: Eukaryota; Fungi; Ascomycota; Sordariomycetes; Sordariales; Chaetomiaceae. Gene Ontology annotation, cellular component: nucleus. Gene Ontology annotation, molecular function: DNA binding. Bases 1 to 1008 code for a protein of 335 amino acids.
AUGGGCAAGAAGAAGCGCGGUCACCCGGACGUCGAGGAACUCCUCUCGCGACCAUGGUGUUAUUACUGCGAGCGAGACUUUGAGGAUCUGAAGCUUCUCAUCUCCCAUCAGAAGGCGAAACACUUCAAGUGCGACCGAUGCGGAAAGCGAUUAAACACAGCUGGAGGUCUCUCCGUGCACAUGAACCAAGUCCACAAGGAAAACCUCACAAGUGUUGAGAAUGCGCUCCCGAAUCGACAAGGCCUCGAGAUUGAGAUCUUCGGCAUGGAGGGAGUUCCCGACGACAUCAUACAACAGCACAACCAGCGUAUCAUCCAGAACUUCUACACCGCCCAGGCCGAGAGGCAAGCCGCGACAGGCAACCCGCCACGAGGACUGUCAGGCGGCCAGGGUCCGGCCAAGAAACUCAAGUACGAGACGCCCGAGGAGCUCAAGAAGCGGUUAGCCGAGCAUCGCGCGAACGCCGCCGCCCGGAAAGCUGCAGGAACCACCGGCGCCCCCGCCGCUGCUCCGCCAGCCGAUGGACAAAGCCCAGCACAAGCCACACCUCCUUUCUCCGCUCCACAAUCGGGUUACCCCUACCCUGCCCCGGGUGCCGCACCGCCCUAUCCCGCGGCACCGAGCUACCCACCGACGGCCGGCGCCUUCCCGCCUGGCGCGACCCCACUACCCGCCAGACCUCCCAGCGGGUCUGGCGCGCCGGGGGCACCACCCUAUUUCUACAACGGCGGCGCUGCUCCGUCGACAGUGGAUGAGCUGGUGGCGAAUGCGGCACGGCAGGGCGGCCCCGGCGGUGACGAUAUCGACCACAUGAUAAGAAUGGCCGAGGCGGGCAUCAGGCCGGGCGCCGGGAAGGCCGGGGCGGCAGAGGAGGCCGGCGCGGGUGGUGGUGCGGGGGAGAAGAGGAAGAAGGGGACGAGGAUGGUCUACGGCGAUACCGAGGUCAGCCCGGAGGAGAAGAUGGCCAUGCUGCCGCGGUAUCGGUGGAUAGAGGAGACUGCUGCUUGA